This is a messenger RNA of Pomacea canaliculata, 2573 nucleotides long. RefSeq lists its product as uncharacterized. NCBI's taxonomy places the organism in Eukaryota, Metazoa, Mollusca, Gastropoda, Architaenioglossa, Ampullariidae. The record is from RefSeq and is a predicted model, not a curated record. Bases 189 to 845 code for a protein of 218 amino acids. The transcript is spliced from 8 exons.
AAGUUUGAAUAUAUUAGUAGACUCUAAGUUUAUCGUGGUCACGUGGUGUAUCUAAACGACGAAACCUCAUUUCGCUUUCGCAACUGCCAGGGACAUGCUAGCGGCUGACUAGUGUAAGUAACAAAACACUUACCUGGUGAAGGCGUAAAUAACCUCAACACACAGUAAAGAAAAGGCGUUCUUCAACCAUGGCUUAUCAAGUGGAAGAUUUCAAAAGAAACCUACCUAUUGUUGUGUUGAUCGCCUCAUUAAUUCUUACAUGUAAAGCUCAGCUACAUGAAGAGUCGCCUUCAGAGUAUGAGGUGCACCUGACUUGCGCUUUCGGCGAGAACAUCAAGGAAAACAUCAGGCCGUUCAAGAUAACUGAUGACCAAUCAGUGAGUGCUCUUACGUGUUCUUGGAGAGGAACAAAACCAUUCUGCGCUGUAGGAGAUGGUUACAUCUACAACUGGGUUCUGUCUGACAAAGUGAUUGUCAAGAAAUCCAAGGCACCAGGACCGAGAUUUUGCAAUUGUUUUCUUAUCGAUCAGGACAAAACAGAGUACGAAAGACCAUGUACAGUUGCAGGACCAUUCGAAAGUCUCGAAAACAAAGAACUUCACACACAACCACCCAAACUGGACGGAGACAUUGCUCCACAGAAGUCUCCAUUAGAAGAUUUAGCUCCAAUAGGUGUACAGUCAGACAACACAUUGCUGAUUACUGGUGUUGCACUAACUGCAGCUUUGUUGGUCCUCCUUGCUACAGUAACGGUCAUCGUCAUCAUGAGACGGCCCUGUGACCGUCAACGCCAAGAGGAAGAUCCGAAUGUUAACCAAUCGCUUGUGAAGGAUGCUACUAAAUAGGAGCUUCACGAUUUCGCAAGAAAUUACUCCAAGCGAAAGCAUCUUACAGAUGUUAAGCUUUCUCAUCUGUAUAAAAUAUAUGGACACCCUAGACAAAGUGAGGCAGUGAUGAAUUACUUUUCCGAUCAUUGCAAAGUAUGAGCAGUUGUGCUUUACCUGAGAUCCCCACAUCACAGCAUAAGUACACAACAAUAACAAACUCCAGGAACUUCAUUGGAGCUUAAGAAUGCGAGUCGUUGAGAAAUGAAAAAAAAUAAGGUUUAGUGACAACACAAUUGUAUUAAGUUCUUUUUAUCUUCAGUAGUUUUGUUAUUAUUUUGCAUAACUUUUUUAUGUUUAUAGGUAUUAGGCGAGGAUGGAAUUAUUAGAAUGUUGUCACACUUUUAUUGUGAGAUCCGGACUAGAGUGGAAAAAAGUUUCUCCUGUUUCACUUACAUGUUCCUUACCCCGGUGCGGGAUGAGUAACUCAUCACUCUAUUAUUUUAUAAUUGUUUCGAUCAUCAGCUACCUGUGUGGUACCUUCAUCUGUUCUACACUCUUUGCCAGUCAUCUUUACUGAGCGUGAGUAAGAAGUAAGCUUUGGCGGAGACGCGGAAGUCCACCUUCUGAAAACGAGGCGGUGACGAUGACCUGUGCCAUGUCUUGUCCACAGAUUGCUAUUCACUAAAAACAGUUUGUUUUCUAACAUUUAUAUUCAGUGACUAGACACAAGUAGGGACCCAUUGGCAUUGAGACACUUGCUUUAUUCAAUGUCAGAAAUUAGGAGAGAGAGAGAGAGAGAGAGAGAGAGAAAAAGUCUUUCUGAUUUAAGAGUUCAUAUAUUGUGAAUUAUGAACCCCUGUGUUCGGGAAGAGAUGAGAAGAACGAAAGUUACUAAAAUAAUCAUGAUAAAAAAUAAUAGCACCUACAUCAGCACUAUAUAUAUAUAUCUCUGAGGUUCAGAAUCCUGUUCUCUGAUAAAGUAGUGAUAAAGAAGUUUUUGUGAUAGCAGAUUUUACUUGUCAUCGUGAUCGUCAUCUAUAUAUAUAUUGUUAUUGUGCUUAUUUUGAUUGUGUUAUUGUCAUUCACAUUCACCAGUAUGAAGUAAGGCGCACGAUGAACAUUGGGAUGACAACGAGAGAAUUGCUGACAUGUUUCUCGUGUAACUCUUAAGUUUUCGUGAAGUAUGUUUGAAAACAUCAGUUUGAUUGCCUUGAUCUCUCUUCCAUCACGAGUUAUUUAUCGUUAGAUAACACUCACUAUUCGUCUUCAGCUUGUGCAGGAAAGAAGCUCUUCUUGGGGGGGGGGAAACGAAUAAAUUCUUUAGCUUCUGAAAAACGUAAAGUGAUGAAAAGUAAUGAGUGCUGUCUUUUGGACAGCUUCAAAAAAUUGUCCAUUUAUUAAGUGCCUACAACUCACGGGAAAAAAAAUUUAAGGACAUGUCAAGAUGGCAUUAAAAGCAGAUGAUUUAAAGAAUUGUCGAGCAUAAGGUUACAUGGGCAGACCGACAUUUAUAAAUUAUGUAAGUACGCAUGCACGGUGAGUUAAAAAGAGAGACUUGAUUUGCUACAUUCAGUGUAGGCCGUUGCCUAAUAAGAAAAAAGGAGAGUAAGAAAAAGUUCAUCUCUCUACCAUGGAUUACUGUGGAAGUUUAUAUUUUCUCAUUAUUUUUUUUAAAGUUAUUUGUAUAAGUUUCUUUAGUACUACUGUGGAGAUAUAUUUAAGCUUCUGCUGCAUUGAAUAAACAUA